AUGACAGCACUUCCGCAGUACGAACCUUCGAGACAGUUACCGCAAGACGUCCAGAACAAUGAGCGCUACACAUCGCCAUCAUCCAGCCCUGACGAAAACGGAAAGAGACCACUGGAUCUGGUACAACGUCUAGAGAAGAAGUUGGCCGAGUACAAUGCAUCCCAGAAUGUUUUCAAGAGGUGGCUUUUUGAGUUAGCCAGCUGGCUAAUAAGCGCGUUGUGCAUGGGCGCGGUCAUCGGGAUCUAUAUCACUAUCAGUGGGCAGGAGAUGGCCAAGAGCGAGCAGUACCUCACAAUAUCCAACACACUAGGAAAGAUAGCAUCCGCUACACUCAUCGUGCCGACCUCGGAAGCACUUGGACAGCUCAAAUGGAAUUGGUUUCACAAAUCUAACGCGAUGUGGGAUUUUGAAAUCUUCGACAAGGCGUCACGGGGUGCAUGGGGAGCUACGCUGCUCCUCUUUCGCACAAAAGGACGAUCGCUGGCUGCCCUAGGUAAGCUGUGGUCGUACGAAUUGCAUAUCAUGAACACCUGGGACGAUUUCUUCCCGUCAUUCUACACAGCUGCGGGUGAAGACUCAGAGCCCAUUUUGAGGUUUAGGAAUUACCCUGAUGGGCCAUCUACUCGCUUCAUUGACUUCAACCCAUGGCUCGCGCCAAACAACGUUACGCGUCACAUGGAAGGGUUGGCAUCAGCCCUUACCAACGUCAUGCGAUCGAACUCUAAGUCUAACGAAGCGCUCCUCGGUGAGGCAUACAAUCUAGAGAAGUUUGUCCACAUCAACUGGCCGUGGCUCAUAUUCCCGUUGCUGCUUCUAUUACUGAGCCUAGUGUUCUUGGUCGCUACCAUCAUCAAAACAUCGAAUGAUACCGACACGGGGUUUUGGAAGACUUCGGCCAUGCCAACGUUGAUGUAUGGUCUACCACAAGAUAUGCGGAAGGACAGCAUCUCAACCACGAGCUCGGAUGGCGCAUCGCAUCACGAUCCCCGCAAGGUUAGAAUUAGGCUCUUGCCAAAGCAGGGCUGGAGAGUGUCGGGACAGGUGCACCCCGCACCGACAGCUCCACCUGGCUUCAUAUAA
Alternaria infectoria is the source of this 1080-nucleotide messenger RNA. RefSeq lists its product as uncharacterized. NCBI's taxonomy places the organism in Eukaryota, Fungi, Ascomycota, Dothideomycetes, Pleosporales, Pleosporaceae. The record is from RefSeq and is a predicted model, not a curated record. The transcript is spliced from 2 exons. Bases 1 to 1080 code for a protein of 359 amino acids.